Passer montanus (Eurasian tree sparrow) is the source of this 612-nucleotide messenger RNA. RefSeq names its product granzyme B(G,H)-like. The annotation marks the transcript as partial. Gene Ontology annotation, molecular function: serine-type endopeptidase activity. The transcript is spliced from 4 exons. Gene Ontology annotation, cellular component: intracellular membrane-bounded organelle; cytoplasm. Lineage: Eukaryota; Metazoa; Chordata; Aves; Passeriformes; Passeridae. Gene Ontology annotation, biological process: proteolysis. The record is from RefSeq and is a predicted model, not a curated record.
AUGCUGCUGCUCCUUCUGCUCACAAAUGCUUUUGUCCUUCUGCCCUGGGCUGGGGCUGGAAGGAUCAUUGGUGGAAGGGAAGUUAAGCCCCACUCCAGGCCCUACAUGGCUCAUUUAGAAAUUAAAAAUAACUCCCAAACUGGUUACUGUGGAGGGUUCCUGAUUCGCCCAGACGCAGUGCUCUCAGCAGCUCACUGUGUGGAUAUAGAAGGGACAGUGAGGGUCACUGUGAUUCUGGGAGCCCACGACGUGACCAGCCGCGAGCAAAGCCAGCAGAAGAUCCGUGUUGGACAAUGGGUCAUCCAUCCUGAAUAUUCCCCAGAUGACUUAAAAAAUGACAUUGUGCUGCUGAAGCUGAAGACAUUGGCCAAGAUCAACGACAAUGUGCAAUGUAUCUCCAUUGCCAGGAGAAAUGAACAUCUGAGAGAAGGAGCUUUAUGUAGGGUGUCUGGCUGGGGCUUGACAUCUGACAAAGGAAACGGGAGUAAUGUGUUGAGGGAGGUGAAACUGCAGGUGCAAAAGGAGAAAAUAUGUCAGCAGAGUUCCAGUGACUACCAGCGUCAGUCCAUGAUCUGUGUUGGUGAUGAAUGCCGUAAAAAAGCAUCUUACCAG